GUUAUUUGAAAUAGUGUAACCAUAUGAAAAUAAAUUUUAUUGUUUUCCGCUUUUCUCGCGAGUGUCACACUGGUGAAGAGCAGUAGUCCCAAACAACAAUGCGCACGCAAAAAUAAAAUGGAGUGUCCACAGAUUGAUUUAUAUGAAUUCCUCACCGAGUCCGAGCUGCAGCAGUACUAUAAUGCCAUCAAAAACGAAUUAAAAAUAACAAGUGCAGCUCAAUUUAAAUAUGCAACGGAUGAGGAUUUACGUUUUAUUGGUCUAUCGCGACCGGAAAUCCGAAGACUGCGUAAAUUCUACGAGAAGCACUUUCCCCACAGUUACCUCAGCAAGAUAAAGCGGCUUCUCCAAGCGCCCGCCACAAUAGUAAAGCGUGAGGAUGGCGUGGGCGGACAGGCGACAAGUGAUUGCAACAGCAGCACGGCAGCAACCACAGCAGUUACACGAAAUGGGGGCAGCUCACCGGGCAGCAAGGUGCCCAACAAUAAGCACAUUAUUCCAGCUGAUUCCAUUAGCGUCAACAAGCAGCUGGGCAUCGGGGAGUUCGGCAUUGUGCAGCAGGGUGUCUGGACAAAUGGCAGCGAGCGGAUUCAAGUGGCCAUCAAGUGCUUGUGUCGCGAGCGUAUGCAAUCGAAUCCCAUGGAAUUUCUCAAGGAGGCGGCGAUAAUGCAUUCAAUCGAGCACGAGAAUAUUGUGCGUCUUUAUGGCGUGGUGCUGGCCACCGAUUCCCUGAUGCUCGUCACUGAAUUGGCGCAUCUACGUUCCUUGCUCGAGUGCCUUAAGGAUUCCGGAUUGCGUGUCAGCUUCCUCACGAUUCCCACACUCUGUGAGUUCGCUCUGCAGAUUUGCAAUGGCAUGCGAUACCUGGAACAGAAGCGACUCAUACACAGGGAUUUGGCUGCCAGGAAUAUUCUUGUCUUUAGCAAGGAUAAGGUGAAAAUCUCGGACUUUGGCCUGUCGCGUGCGUUGGGCGUGGGCAAGGAUUACUACAAGACAAACUUCAAUGUGAAUCUUAAGCUGCCGAUAGCUUGGUGUGCUCCCGAGUGCAUCAAUUACUUGCGUUUCACCAACGCCUCCGAUGUAUGGGCCUACGGCGUUUGUCUCUGGGAGAUGUUCUCCUAUGGCUUUCAGCCCUGGGCAGCGCUGACAGGGCUGCAGAUACUGGAAGCCAUCGAUGCGCCCAAUUACCAACGCCUGGAGCAGCCAGACUGCUGUCCCCGCGAGUACUAUACGUUAAUGAUGAAGUGCUGGCAGGAUGACGCCGCCAAGCGUCCAAAGUUUAGCGAAAUCUACGAACAGCUGCCGGAUAUGAAGCCUGAGCAACUCAAGGCUGUUGUCAACUGCGUGGAGCCGAAGAAGGAUCAUUUGUUGUAUCGCCAGGGAGACAUUAUCAGUGUGCUCGAUCGCAACACUGGAACACCCUUCUGGAAGGGUGUGCUGAGCACCGGCAAGACGGGUUACUUCAAUCCCUCGAAUACGGUUGCCUUUCUGGAGGGAUUGCCCUGCUCCAAUCGGGAUUCCUUUAGUCGCGUGGGCGACCAUCGCAUCAGCAAGCGUAAGCUGCGAACGGAGAUGAUUUCCAAGCCGCAGAAUGACUUUAAGCACACAGGACAUGUGGGCAUUGAUGGAGCCACCUUUGGCGACAUUGCCUUCCUUGGCAGCUCCCAAAAUUAUAAUCAUGUGCCCAAGCAAAUUGUGACGCCGUACAAACCGUCAGAGGACAUUGAACAGACACCUUUGCUGCUGCCACCAACUCCGACCAGUCCCGACUCUCUCCAAACGGCCAGUGGUUAUUUCCCCGAGGGUGCUGGUACCUCAAUGAAUCCCACGUUUAUUCCCUCCACGGAACACACGCCCAAAUUGAUACCGAACAAUGGACAGAGCUCCUUUGACUUUGCUGGCUCAAAUCCCUUUGCCUCGCACAAACUGGAUGAGGAGCAGCUGGCGUAUGCUCUGCAGAACAACAACUAUGGCGUCGAUGGCAAGAGCAUUCACUCCGAGACCAAUUGGCGUGCCAGCUCACGUAAUGCAACCGAUGAUUUGCACGAAUACCACGAGAUAUCCGAUGAUGAAAUCACCGGCGAUAAACUGGACUUUGGACCUUCACUUUUGGAUGAAAUAAACUCCAUGUUUGGCUCGAUAAGCGGCGCCUCGGGCAGUCAGCCAAAGUCACCGGACUUUGAUCGUGUGAACACAAAGAAUGAAUUCGCUGAAAUGUCGGCAAAAUAUGGACAUAAAAGUGGCGACACCAAUGGCAAUAAACAUGGCCUGCUGUCGAAGAAGAAAACUGCCACAGGCACUGUAAAGCCCAUUUCGGUCAAGGAUGAGAAGAUUCUGAAUCAUGCCAUUGAAAUUGCCAAUGAGAUCAGUGCCAGAUCGAUGAUUGACUUGGUCUCGGAUCACACUCCAGCCACGCACAGUCCCAAGCGCAAGUUCAGCUUUCGUUUUCCUCAUCUAAGCAGCGGAGGCAACGACAAGGCGAGCAGCGUCGUUGGAGGCGCCACUGGCAACUCGGCGCUUACGCCCACACACGGCAGUGCAUCGCCCUUCUCGAAAAAGAAGAACUUUACGGAGGAACUGCAGAGCAUACCCGAUAUCCAGCGAUUUCGUUCCUUGAGCGAGAUUAAGAACAGCUCCGAGCUGCGUAUUCCAAUCUUUGACAAGGAGAGCUCUGACUUUCUCUUUGAGAAGUCUCGCGAGAUUCUCUGUCGACCCUUAAACAGAGAGCGGAGUAACGAGGAAGCGAGAGAUUUGGAAAGGGAACCAAAGAACAUUAAUGAUAAUAUCAUGGAUAUUGAGAACACUCUAAAGGCGCUCAACUUGGACUUUAUGCACACGUACACGGAGCUGGACAAGAGUGACUCCAACGAUACGAUUCUGAACGACCAGGUGCCUCAGUUGCUGGGCUCCUUGGACGAUGGCAUCGGCAGUGCCAAUGGCAGCCUCAAGUCGGCUGUCUACAGUUACAGCAAUGGGGUCCAGACCAUGUUUGACUUCAAUGCGGCGACCAGUCACCUGGACAAGCAUCUGCAGUACAUGCACAACCAGGCGCAGCUGCAGAGUCAACAGCUGACGAGUGCCACGGAGCAGAAGCUGCACGAGGACAAGCGGAGCAGCACACCGGACACGGGAUUCGCCUCGAGGGACACGAACAUCUCGUUGUCGCGUCGCAGCAGCCAGAAGAGCAGCUACAGUCCACAGGAGAGCUACUUCCCCAUCAAGGGGGAGACACUGUACAGUGCUCCGCCGGUGGUGAUGAGCAGCGGCUACGAGAGAUUCGGACAGGCAACCAAGCAGCUUCUGGCCAGUGCAUCUCCGGUCAAGUCCUCCUUCCUAAAUGCCAGCAGCAGCGCAGUCUAUGCGGUGGCCACCAAAAGCUAUCGCCAGCGUUCCACAUCCUUCAAUGAGAGCUUCCAGCCCAUUUCCCCCGUGUUGUCGGAUAUCAAGUCCAGCUCGCGUCCACCGCCAGCGACACAGCCACAACAGCUGCCACUGCCCCGACGCAGUGCAUCUUACAAGCCACGCUCGAUUCGGGCACGCACGCUGCGCCGACUUAGCUACAAUCCCAUGACUCUGGACUCGAGCAGCUCCUCCAGCGGCGGCGAGGAGUCCAACAAACCGAAUCUGGCGCGCUCCGAGUGUGAUAUUCGUGCUCGUGUCCAGGCCAGCUCGAGCAGCUCCCUGUGCCGUCGUCGUCGGGCGGGUCUCCAUCAUCGGCAGGUGCAGUCUGCCUGCCAGGAUGAGCGGGAUGCCAUCAUCUCGCCACGUCAACUCUAUGGCUCCAAUUCCAGCAUCAAAUCGGCUCCUCACUACAAUCUCGCCGGCAAUCGACGCAGCUUCCAUCGACCUGGAGCCGGUUACGAGCAGUUCCAUUACGACGAACGCAUCUACGACUUUGGCGGACGUGGACCGGGCAACAAUUACAAGGCACAACACGCGCUGUUGGCCCCAACGCCAUCUCAGAAACUUAGCUCCGGCUCGGGCUCCUCGUCGGCUGCCUCGUCGGCGGUGGCAACAUAUCGUACUGCCUCCUCCACGGCUGCAGUGCCUCCGCGUCCAGUGAGCGGCGUCACGUUGCAUGAAUUUGACAUCAGUCGACUAACGGGCAAAAGUCCCACGUCCACCAACUUUGUGGGCAGUUCGCCGGAUGAGUUGAAGCAGCGAUCGCAUCUCGUCAAGCCGCAGCGUCCCACGGAGUUCCAUUGGCCCGAGAAGAUACAUGUGUCCACUGUAAAGCAACACGAAUUGCAUUGGCGGCAACUCCAACAACAACAACAACAGCUUCCCUUGGUGAUACCAGCUGGAAGGGAUUCCAGUGACAGCAGCUCAUCCUCGAGCACGGAGAGCGGAGAUGAGUUCCAAUUCCGACAAGAAUUCAUUGCACCAAGGAUUCCGCCCAGUCCGGCUCCAUAACUAAGGAAAAUGCUGAAAUAUGUUCUCAAUUUACUAUUCGGACAUGUGCUCUCGGAUUAAUCCAUUGAUUAAAUCUACGUGUACGGUGUGGUGUGGUGUGUUUUGUUGUAGUGUGGUGUGUUACCAUCUGGUGUGUUGUGUUGUGUGUCGAAAAGUAAAUUGCAGAAAAUAUUUACAGCCGUUUGAAAUAUUUUUAUGAUAAUAGCAUAUAUAGAUAUGGAUUUUUGAUGGAUUUGCAUUUUGUUGAGAGUGUGCCUUAUUUGGAAACACGCAAGACCUCUCAGAACGGAUAAUAAUACAGUGGAAUGCGCUUAAUUGCACCAAUACUUAAAUGCCUGAAUUAUGUCAUAAAUUAAAAAAAUAAACAAGAUUACCAAAAUUUAACUAAAAUAAAUGAUAAUAAUUUUAUAAUAAUGCGCCCAGUUUUGCAAUUAAGCACAUUACACUGUACUCACAAUGUGCACACUUUGCGCACUUGUUUUGAUGUCAGAUAUAAUGUCAGUUACAGAUACAGAUACAAAUACAGAUCAAUUCAAUUGGGAAUUACAUUAAGCAAUAAAGCAAA
Drosophila innubila is the source of this 4978-nucleotide messenger RNA. RefSeq names its product activated Cdc42 kinase-like (gene Ack-like). NCBI's taxonomy places the organism in Eukaryota, Metazoa, Arthropoda, Insecta, Diptera, Drosophilidae. Gene Ontology annotation, molecular function: protein tyrosine kinase activity; ATP binding; protein binding. The record is from RefSeq and is a predicted model, not a curated record. Gene Ontology annotation, biological process: protein phosphorylation. Bases 118 to 4413 code for a protein of 1431 amino acids. The transcript has 7 exons.